This is a messenger RNA of Metarhizium brunneum ARSEF 3297, 2274 nucleotides long. NCBI's taxonomy places the organism in Eukaryota, Fungi, Ascomycota, Sordariomycetes, Hypocreales, Clavicipitaceae. The record is from RefSeq and is a predicted model, not a curated record.
AUGUCCUACAAUCAGUACGGGGGGAACCCCUACGGUAUGCCACCGGGCUAUGGUGGCUACGGCGCACCACCUCCUGGCAGGAAUGCGCCCCCAGGUCUUGGUACGACUACUACACUCGAUGCAAAUUGUGAGGGAGUACUGACUUUGGAUGAUAUAGGACCCCCUCCCGGUAUGGCUGCUCCUCCCGGUAUGGGAGCCCCUCCAGGUAUGCAGCAAGCCAACGCUCCCCAAUCUGGGCGUCCUGGCGGCUUACCCGCCAGCUUUCAGGCUCCAGCCAAUAUGCCGAAUAUCAACUUCAACGCGCCCGUUAUUCGCCUAGGGACGAGCACACCGACGACGGAGGGUGGACGGGGUGAUCGGUCGCAAGCCUCGGGCGGUAGACCUGGUCUUGGUAUGGAGCGUGGUUCCGAUCAGGGACGGGGUGCUGCCAGGGAAUCCGUCCAAGUGCUCAUCCCACCAACUGCCGAUGAGAAACUCCGAACGAUUAUGCUUCACCAGAUCCCAGACGGCAUACAAGGCGAUGAGGGUGUUCAGAAGCUACUCGGUGCCGUUGGAAUAUUGCGCAAGUGGGAGUCUUCGGCGAGUGUGAUAGACGAACACAAAGGCACAAAGUUUGGUUUCGCCAUGUUCGACGAUGCUGAGUCACUAUCCAAUGCUGUCAAGCUUUUGCACGAGCAAGAUGUGGAAGUGCCGGUUCAACGCCAAAGCGGCUCGACCGAUGCCCCCCCCGAGGACGAUAAUUUCGAGGGCAUUAAGAAGGUGACGCUUCAGGUUGCUGUUGACCCUACCACCCUCAAAUACGCAGAGACUUUCGAAGAGAGUAGAGCAGACAAUCCAGCUGCUUUUGGGAAGUUGGAGGAUGCUCAGGCAGCUCUGAAGCAAGUUCUGCGCGAGUUGUUUUAUCCUCCAAUCAGCAACGGUACGGACGCCGAUGGUGACACUGCCAUGAAGAAUGACGCCGACGAGAAUGUUGAAGUGGUCAAUAUCCCCAUAGCACAGGAAGAUGAAUUGGCUGAUAUUCCUGCUGAGAUGCGGGAGGUUGUGGCGGGAGAAAUCGCCGCGUUCCGUGAGAGGAGUAAUCAGCGAGAUCUAGAGCGACUACGAAAGGAGGAGGAAAUGGAAGAAAUGGAGAGGCAGAGAAACGCUCCGUCUCGACCGUCGGGCGGAGCUAAUAACAUUCCUCUGGGCCCCAAGGGAUCGGUGCCAAAUGCGCCAUCCGGACCCAGGGGCCAAAACGGACAUAAUCGUGUAUCAUUUAUUAAUGGCGAGUUCGGCCUCAACCGAGCUGAAGAAGACUCUGACGCCAGCGAUGAGGAGCUUAACCAGAGACAAAAGAAAGCACAGCAAGCCGAGGAUGACAAGGCGUACGUUGAUGCUGAACGCAAGUGGGCAAAUCGAGAACGUUCAAGACAGUCGGCACUGGAUCGAGAACAAGACCGUGAGAAGCAGGAAGCCGAGACUGGGCAGCUCAAAAGGGACGAGCACCUGGGAAGAGAAAAGUCGUGGGACGAUGAACGAGAGGCCAGCCGCAAGUCACAUCCUUAUUACCGCGAUCACGCGACAUGGGCUCGGAAGCGCGGCAUGGACCGGGCAGAUGAGGAGAGUAAAGACGAUGCGGACCGACGAGCCGAAAAUGACGAGCGUCGCCGGGAGCAGGCACAAAUGGAGAGGGCCAGAGGCAUGGCCGACUCGUUCUUGGACCAGCAAGCUGAAGAGAUGGACCGGCGUGAAGCCGCUGCCGCUGCGGCCCCUCAGCCAUUCAAGCUUUCUCUUGGUGCAGCUGCCCAAAAAGCCCAAGCUUCCAGAGUGCCCCAGCGCCGUACAAUUGCCGAGGUGGAAGGCCUGCUGGACGACGAGGACACGGAACAAUCCACCAAGCGUCAACUUAUCCCUAUCCAGAUGGAGCCGAUAUCUGGAGCGGCCGCUAUGACGGAAGAAGAGAUCUCGCAGGCUGUCAGAGCUCUUGCCCAGGAAAUUCCAUCGGAAAGGGACGGGCUGUGGAGCUGGGAAGUCAAGUGGGAUUACAUGGACGACUCUGUCAUCCGGGAGAAGCUACGGCCGUUUGUUGAGAAGAAGGUGGUGGAUUACUUGGGUGUGCAGGAGGAGAUGCUGGUGGAGGCAGUGGAGGAGCAUUUGCGAAAGCACGGCACUGCCGCUGCACUGGUGGAGGAGCUCGAAGGGGCGUUGGAUGAGGAUGCGGAGGAUCUGGUCAAGAAGUUGUGGCGCAUGGUGAUUUUCUUCACCGAGAGUGAGAAGCGAGGGUUGCCAGCGUAG